Messenger RNA from Paracoccidioides brasiliensis Pb18, 1242 nucleotides. RefSeq lists its product as uncharacterized. Gene Ontology annotation, molecular function: methyltransferase activity. The transcript is spliced from 3 exons. The record is from RefSeq and is a predicted model, not a curated record. The coding region runs from base 1 to 1242 and encodes 413 amino acids.
AUGGACCUUUCCACCCUCACCGAUCUCGCACCACAAAGGCAGACCCAUAAAAAAGGCGCCUUCCCCUCUCCACAACAUGAAACGCUCGGAAACGUUACUUCUGCACACAUGGAUCAGAACCUGUACGGGAAUGCCAGCUACGAGGAGAACGGACGGCAGUAUCACGAGUUUCGCCGAGGUAUAUACAUGUAUCCGUGCGAUGAGGCAGAGCAGGAUCGCUUGGAUAUUUUCCAUAGAAUGCUUUUAGCGGCUCGUAGGACUCUGCAUUCUGUUCCAAUCAGCAAUGCCUUGCCGCCCAUGGGCAAUUUAAGGAGUGGCCCGCCAUCAGCUGUCGAUCAAGGCCCUCGAAUACUAGAUCUUGGCUGUGGAACGGGAAUAUGGGCAUUGGAUAUGGCCGCUCAAUACCCGCAUGCGUACGUUCUAGGAAUAGACCUAACUGCGAUGCAGCCUCGUGAGCAUCCGCCGAAUUGUAACUUUCUGGCCCCUCGAGAUUUCGAGAGUCCUUGGAGUUUUGGGGAGGAGCCAUGGGACAUGAUUCAUCUCCAGAUGGGCUGUGGAAGUGUGUCGAAUUGGCCUAGUUUAUACCAGAAGGUUAUACAGCACCUUCGUCCUGGGACUGGAUAUUUCGAACAGGUGGAAGUCGACUUUGAACCGCGUUGCCAUGACGAGCUUCCUGACCAGCCACUUACUCGAUGGUACAAAAACCUAAAAGACGCAACAAAUGAGGCGAACCGACCGAUCGCACAUAACCGCAGCACCACCCAUAUGUUGAAAGAAGCAGGCUUUGUGGACACGAAGCACGAUAUGGUUGGCCUACCACUGAACACGUGGCCCGAUGAUAAGUACGAAAAAGACGUCGGGAAAUGGCAUAGUUUUGCCUUCUCGAAGAGCAUAUAUGCUCUCAUUUUGGCCCCUCUCUUCCGAGUAAAACAUUGGACGGUCGAAGAAAUAGAUUCUUUAGCCCAAGAAACAUUUGGCGCACGACGUUCCGAACUUGUCAUCUUUCUUGUCCAACGGUCCCUGCCGUCUCGAGACAGCGGAGGCCCUUCCGACCCUUUAUUAGCACAGAAACUGAGAUGGCCCUUGAGCAGUCGGUGGUCUGGCGGGCUCGUUAUCAAAUUCGAAACACUAUACAUCUCUCGAUUUUUGAGAAGAAUCCGGAAUAUUGGACGGGGACGCACAAUGCAGAUAAAAUUGCAGCCUGAAAUUCUCUCGCUUUGGUCAACGUCUAAGCAAGAUUAA